Messenger RNA from Metarhizium acridum CQMa 102, 798 nucleotides. NCBI's taxonomy places the organism in Eukaryota, Fungi, Ascomycota, Sordariomycetes, Hypocreales, Clavicipitaceae. The record is from RefSeq and is a predicted model, not a curated record.
AUGGGCGGGUGUAUGAGCUCCAAUACCGAGGAGGCGGAACAGAAGAAGAAGAGUCAAGCCAUCGACAGAGUAAUAGAGGAGGAUUCGAAAAGACUACGGAAAGAAUGCAAAAUUUUGCUCUUGGGUUCUGGAGAAAGUGGAAAGUCUACCAUCGUCAAGCAGAUGAAGAUCAUCCAUCUCAAGGGAUAUUCAGAAGAUGAAUUGUAUAAUUAUCGACCCACCGUAUUUAAGAACCUUGUCGAAUGCGCAAAGGCCGUUAUCACCGCGAUGCAACAAUUUGACAUUGAGCCGCAACUGGAAGAGAAUAAGCGACAUAUCGAGUACUUGAUGGAAUAUCAAGCCGAAUCUGGACCACAGGCACACAUUGAUCCCCAAGUUGGCACAGCUAUUCAGUCGCUGUGGGCCGACCCUGCGAGAGAGCGGUUGAUGGAGCACCAGACCGAAUUCUAUUUAAUGGAUUCUGCAGAAUACUUCUUCCAGGAGGUGUUGAGAAUAGUUGCCCCCGACUACCUACCGAACGAAAUGGAUGUGCUGCGAGCUCGUACCAAAACCACUGGCAUAUACGAAACGAGGUUUCAAAUGGGCCAGUUGAGUAUUCAUAUGUUUGAUGUCGGUGGGCAACGAAGCGAGAGAAAGAAGUGGAUUCACUGCUUUGAGAAUGUUACGUCAAUUAUUUUCUGCGUCGCUCUCUCCGAAUAUGACCAGGUUCUCCUCGAGGAGAGCAGCCAGGUUAGCCAAUAUCGACUUGCUGGGCAUCACGAGCUCCUAAGACUGACCGACUAUCGUAGAACCGUAUGA